ACAGGGACCACAUCAGCCUUUUGCUGGAUACUUCAACAAGGGAACUGGUGAGCAUGGAGCUAGUGGCCCCAAAGGAGAAAAGGGUGACACUGGGCUGCCUGGAUUUCCAGGGUCCGUUGGCCCUAAAGGACACAAAGGAGAACCUGGGGAGCCUUUAACAAAAGGUGAAAAGGGAGAUAGAGGAGAACCAGGUCUACCAGGACCACAGGGAAUAAAGGGGGAACCUGGAGAUCCCGGUCCCCCUGGUUUAAUAGGAAGCCCAGGGCUAAAGGGUCAGCAAGGACCUGCAGGUCCCAUGGGGCCCAGAGGACCACCAGGAGAUGUUGGGUUGCCAGGAGAACAUGGUAUCCCUGGGAAACAAGGCGUUAAGGGAGAAAAGGGAGAUCCAGGAGGAAGGCUAGGCCCUCCUGGACUUCCAGGUCCGAAAGGUGAUGCUGGGCCUCCAGGGAAAAGUCUGCCAGGGAAACCAGGGUUGGAUGGAAAUCCAGGAGCACCUGGUCCACGUGGGCCAAAGGGUGAAAGAGGUCUGCCAGGGAUCCACGGUUCCCCCGGGGACACAGGCCCACCAGGGGUAGGAAUCCCUGGUAGAACAGGCUCCCAAGGGCCAGCGGGAGAGCCAGGCAUUCAGGGUCCUCGAGGUCUGCCUGGAUUGCCAGGGAUGCCAGGGAAUGACGGAGCUCCAGGGAAAGACGGAAAGCCAGGCCUUCCAGGCCCCCCAGGUGACCCGAUCGCGCUUCCUCUCUUGGGAGACAUUGGCGCCCUGAUGAAGAACUUCUGUGGUAACUGUCAAGCCAAUGUCCCUGGGCUGAAAAGCAAUAACGGGGAUGGUGGAGGAGCUGGUGAGCCUGGAAAAUAUGACCCUGCAGCCAGGAAGGGUGAUGUAGGGCCACGAGGUCCUCCAGGAGUCCCAGGCAGAGAAGGGCCAAAGGGAAGCAAAGGAGAGCGGGGCUACCCUGGACUACAUGGGGAGAAAGGCGAUGAGGGUCUUCAAGGAAUUCCUGGCCUCUCAGGAGCUCCUGGCCCAACUGGACCCCCUGGCUUAACAGGAAGAACCGGACAUCCUGGUCCCGCUGGAGCAAAAGGUGACAAGGGUAGUGAGGGGCCCCCUGGGAAACCUGGACCGCCUGGACCCCCUGGUGUCCCGCUCAACGAGGGGAAUGGCAUGGGCAGUUUAUAUAAAAUCCAGGGAGGAGUGAAUGUUCCCAGUUACCCAGGACCUCCGGGCCCCCCAGGCCCAAAAGGUGAUCCUGGCCCAGUGGGAGAGCCUGGUGAAAUGGGCUUGCCAGGGCUAGAAGGAUUUCCUGGUGUAAAGGGAGAUCGAGGCCCAGUGGGUCCCCCAGGAGUAGCCGGCAUAUCGGGAAAACCUGGUGCCCCAGGCCCUCCCGGAGCUCCAGGGGAGCCGGGUGAGAGAGGACCUGUUGGAGAUAGAGGGUUUCCUGGGCCAGAGGGACCUUCGGGGAAGCCAGGCAUAAAUGGACAAGAUGGAUUGCCAGGUGCUCAGGGCAUCAUGGGUAAACCAGGAGACAGAGGCCCCAAAGGAGAACGCGGUGAUCAGGGAAUUCCAGGAGACAGAGGCCCACAAGGUGAACGUGGAAAGCCCGGUCUUACAGGCAUGAAGGGGGCUAUAGGUCCUGUGGGACCGCCAGGAAGCAAGGGCUCCAUAGGGUCACCUGGGCACCAAGGCCCCCCAGGCGUCCCUGGCACUCCGGCUGACGCGGUUUCAUUUGAAGAAAUAAAAAAGUACAUUAAUCAAGAGGUCCUAAGGAUUUUUGAAGAGAGGAUGGCUGUGUUUCUGUCCCAGCUUAAGUUGCCAGCAGCAAUGUUGUCUGCUCAAGCUCAUGGGAGACCUGGCCCACCAGGGAAGGACGGGUUACCUGGACCCCCAGGAGAUCCAGGGCCCCAAGGCUACCGAGGACAGAAGGGAGAAAGAGGUGAACCUGGAAUUGGGCUGCCAGGGAGUCCGGGUCUUCCUGGAUCGUCAGUGGGUUUGCCAGGCUCGCCAGGUGCCCCGGGGCCUCAAGGACCCCCAGGACCCAGUGGAAGAUGCAGCCCAGAAGAUUGCCUCUAUCCCAUGCCUCCUGCCCACCAGCAGGCAGGGGGGAAGUGAAAAAGACGGAGGAAGGCAUCCAUCGUGUCUGGUGAGAUCUCCACGCCACUUGAGCCGUCAGCGCGGUCUUCACAACCACGUGCUCUCAAGGCUUACGAGUUUGGGACCGCUUUGUUUUAUUUUUCUGAUGCAGGGGCAGACAUCCAAAGCAACCAUCUGAGUCCUUUGCAGACAGUAAUUGCAGAUCAGUAUUUUCAGAUGUUUGCCAACUCCGUUCCGUGAGUUCUGCUUUAGUGUGGCUCCGAGUUCGACCGUUUCAUAAGAAACAUCCAAGCAAGCCUGUCAGGGGCUCGCCAGAAGAAAUCACAUGCGACGAUUCGGUACUCACACGACAUACACUCUGAGCUCGUCAACACGACUAGCUUUUGAUUCCUGAAUUUUAACUUUUCUGAUUUAUCUUGAUCAUUUUCUUCGUAUUUAAAUUUACUAUCAUUGCUUAAGAUUUUCUUUCUGCUCUUCUGAGAUGGAAGUAGUACAUUACUGCUGUUGACUGUCUUAUGACUGCUUUUUACAAGAAGUCUUAUACCGUCCUACAUUCAUUCAAUUUAUGUAGAAAAAAUAUGCAAUAAGGAAUUCGCUUUUAACUUAUUAACAACAACAAAAACUAUGGGAGACUCUUUAUCAGGGAGCCCCCAAAAUCAUCAUAGCCAACUACUGAGAUUUUUUUUGGUUUCCUAGCAAUGAGCUCGAUUUGAAGCGCACCUCACUGGCACCAACAUACGCUACUUGAAAAAAUGGAGAACCAACUUGACCCUGUGUCAGUGAGUCUCCUCUGGUGAACCUGAAGUGAUUUUCUCCAAGAGGCACUUGGUGGUUUGGUACUUAGCAAGCCUUAGUAGCUGGGCAAGACCUUUGUAUCUUAUGAAUUCUUUUUUCUGACUUUGUGAUUCCCCGGACCUGCCAUCAGAGAAAAGCACAGGAUUUGUAAUGACCAGAAAAGAGGAGUCUUCGUGUUGGAAAAUGAGGGUAGAGGGUCAGCAAAGGCAUGUUGAGUACGUGACGCCCUCGUGCUCUUAAGGAGAUUAAUGUUUUCUCAGAAACCAUCCAAAGGUCCGGCUCAGCCUAGGAAAGCCAAGAGAUUCCACCCGAAAGUCAUUCAAAACCAUAUGCUCAGGGGUGAGGGAUUCAGCUUCGCAGUGGACUGCUUGCCGGGCAAGCAUCAAGGCCCUGGGUGCCAUCCUCUGCCCUGGAGGAAAGAAAGAACCAUGCUCCGAAGGGAAGCAAAAUCCCAAUCUUGGCUGAAUUACCCCACAGUGUUUUUUUACACCUUACCUAUUCAUUGCUUGGAGAAACCUUGGGUCAGAAACAACUGAUAUCCUAGAAUACUGAGCACAGGGGCAUUGCCAGGAUUUAGUUGGUGGGUAGCACAGAAGC
Messenger RNA from Rattus rattus (black rat), 3481 nucleotides. RefSeq names its product collagen alpha-1(XIX) chain. Bases 296 to 2107 code for a protein of 603 amino acids. The transcript has 35 exons. NCBI's taxonomy places the organism in Eukaryota, Metazoa, Chordata, Mammalia, Rodentia, Muridae. The record is from RefSeq and is a predicted model, not a curated record.